CAAACCUCCAUGUCGAUGGAUGUGGAUACUCGGCGAAUGAAUGGCGACCUUCUUCCGGAGAAAGUCCUAGAGCAGAUCCUUAAAGCAAACCUCUGCAUAGACGUUGACCUCUUCAACGAUGUUUCCGAUGACGCCUUCGCAAAAUUUGAGGAAUCAAGCGCCGCAUACGUGGCAGUGUGUAGGUCGUGGUCCCGCGUGGCCAUUCCGUGGCUUUAUGAGACUGCGAUUGUCCGGUCUACGUCGCAGGCGCGGGUGCUGGCGAACACCCUGGAGAAGAACCCUGAAUUGGGUUGCUACAUGAAGAAGUUGCGCGUGGAGGGUGGGUAUGGCCAGUAUAUGCUUACGAUUCUGAAGCGCACGCCCAAUAUUUCGCACCUGUCUCUCUCUAUGGAUAUCUGGGAUCCUGACACGACGGAAGGCCUCUGCAGUGGACUCUCGCUCAUCAAUCCUUCGUGUCUUGCCCUUCGCGACACUGGGGUUUGUAAAGGCAAUGAAGUGGUAAAGAAACUUGUCGGCGCGUUGGAUGUCGCGCUUGUGGAGUGGAAAAACCUGACCGUGUUUGUAUCUCCGUAUAUCGACAAUGCUGGCUGUGCAGGAGACGUCAUUGCAUCGAUGUCUGUUUUCAGGCGACUCCAGACGGUUGUUGUCCGUAACAAACGCGGAGCACAAUGGGCAUAUUCCAACUUUAUUCCCUGCCCUCUGAAAUCCGUUCGAGUGAUGGCUCCACCCACUGGCAAGGAAGAUAUGGGCAACGACAGACUGCAAGCGCUUUUGACUUAUGACAUGGCACCGGAUGCCCCGGUCAUAGAAACAAUCAUUCCCCGAAAAAGUCGUAGGUUUGUCCCUAUGGCGGGUCAGACAGAACAGCUUCAAGACUACAUUUGGUCCCGCAUUCUUUACUUUGCUCUGGAAGUCGAAGAGCGUCGGGAUGGGUUAUAUCGCAACAAUUAUCAGAAGACGGGGCCAUCGGCAUACGGUUACCGCCAGAGGGUUGAUCCCCUUCUAGUCUCAACACGCUUUCUUCGGCUGGGAAUCCCGCAUUUCUACGACACAUUGCUAGUGCCGAGUCGGGACGAUAUCUUGGAACAAUACUUUCCGUCAUACCUGUAUGUCGAACACCUGACUGCGCGGCAAAUCGGCACCGUUUCUCGCUUUUCUAUGCCACAAAUCGCCAUUCCUGACACGAUGAUAUCGAGCUUGGCGCGAUCCUCCGGACGCACACUCGUGGACCUGGGCCUGAAUCUCGGGCAUCACAAUACAAUCAAUGCUCUCGAGUUGGAACAACUUCCUCAACUCCGUGUGUUACGUCUUAGGGGUCAUGUCCGUGCGGGGCCUGUCGGCGAGUUCCGUCCACAUAUGCUACCGCGCCUCGAGAAACUAUGUGUUAAUGGAGCGACUAAUUCUUUUGCGCAAGCAGUGGCGCGGAUGAGUCUGCCCUGCUUAUCGUCGCUCACGUUUGUCUUCCCUGCUACCUCUCCAAUCAAGCCUGGCAUUAGCGGCGCCGAGGCCGCACAGUCGCUACUCGCCGAUGUUCUCAAAAUCCACGGCGACAAACUCACGCAGCUCACGGUCAACAGCUUCGACAUUGUCAGCGGUGCGACCAUCGAUGACUGUCCUAAACUGGAGAAGAUUUAUCUGCUGUUGGGUCCAGGCAUGCGACCACCCAGGCUUGGUCUGUUGGCCCCUCCCCGAAAGAACCAUCUGCAGCUUAUCAACAUCGUACUCUUGCCCGACCUGCCACCAGACUAUCCUCUGCCCGUCUGGUUCGGGUCUGCCGACUCUUCAAGCCGACGGCGUCCCCGGGCACUGAUCAGCCCUUGCCCAGCUGCAGAAUGGUCUGACUUUCUCACCCAGCUCGAUGCUGCGACGCGCACCCUGCUGGCCUUGCAGCAAGUAACCUUUGCGUGGCUGGCUUGGCCCACAACCGAACGUGAUAUCGCAGCCGAACCGUGGCUCCCCGAACACAAAAUACUCGAAGCACUCAAGGUCAAACUCGUAGACAAAAACGGGAAAUGCUGGCGCGCUAGAUUGAUUUGA
Messenger RNA from Mycena indigotica, 2037 nucleotides. RefSeq names its product F-box domain-containing protein. Lineage: Eukaryota; Fungi; Basidiomycota; Agaricomycetes; Agaricales; Mycenaceae. The coding region runs from base 10 to 2037 and encodes 675 amino acids. The transcript has 7 exons. The record is from RefSeq and is a predicted model, not a curated record.